AUGAUAUGUAUUGAAUGUACAACCCCUGUUACGUCGCUCUAUGUCGUUUAUGCUAAUAAUCACAUUCAAUUGACGGAAUGUCCCAACUGUCAUAAGUACGUGGAUAAAUAUGUGGAAAUGGACCAUGUCAUACUAUUCAUAGAUCUUUUAUUGCUGAAAUCAGGGGCUUACAGACAUCUAGUGUACAAUUCUUUAGAGAAUGAAUUGUCUAAGUACAAAGAAUGGGACAUCAAGAAAGGGAGACCAUUAGAAAUGGCUAAAUCUAUAUGUGAGAAUCUGAAAAACUGGUUUUUAAAGUUCGAUCGCCUAAACAGAAUAUGGGUAUUACUGAUAGCCUUUGAGAUAUACUUGACGUGGGUUACCGAGGAACGAAAAUACAGUCUUUUUUUAAAUGGGGACACUUUCAACAGCAGAUUUGCUUUGAAGGACCUUAUGAUGAAUAAGGUGUUCUCAUGGAAUCCAUUAUAUCAGUAUCUCUAUUUUGCGGUGCGAUGUAUGAUUGACAUAAGCAUUUUCCAUGGUCUGACCAGUUAUUUGCUUCUGCACUGGUUGAAAUGGGGCAAAGAUGUGAAAUAUGCAAAAGAUGUUUUAUCUUAUGCCAUACUUCUAUCCUAUGGAGCAAAAAUUUUCCCAAUACUGAUGCUGAUAUGGCCGUAUGACAACGUCGUCUCAAUGAAUAUUAUUAAAUGGAUUGCCAAUUUAUAUAUAGUUGAGUCCUUGCAAAUUGUCACCAAUUUACCCUAUUCAUCAAUUUUUGAAGUGCUUUUUGUAGUGUCGAUUGCAAAGUGGUUUUUGGUGAAGUCCUUGCUGAUGUUUUUUAUUGCUGAAGGAUGCAUAGGACAGACUUUGAUCUACUUGAAUUCAGAAAUUCAAUUCAGCUUUCAAAAGUUCGCAAUUAUGGAAAACUUUUUUCUCUUAUAA
Messenger RNA from Zygotorulaspora mrakii, 921 nucleotides. RefSeq names its product sterol homeostasis protein ARV1 (gene ARV1). The record is from RefSeq and is a predicted model, not a curated record. Gene Ontology annotation, cellular component: cortical endoplasmic reticulum; Golgi apparatus. The transcript has a single exon. Gene Ontology annotation, biological process: regulation of plasma membrane sterol distribution; sphingolipid metabolic process; sterol metabolic process. Bases 1 to 921 code for a protein of 306 amino acids. Lineage: Eukaryota; Fungi; Ascomycota; Saccharomycetes; Saccharomycetales; Saccharomycetaceae.